Tigriopus californicus is the source of this 3965-nucleotide messenger RNA. It is a transcript of the gene jar, whose product is annotated as unconventional myosin-VI-like. The record is from RefSeq and is a predicted model, not a curated record. Gene Ontology annotation, molecular function: ATP binding; actin filament binding; microfilament motor activity. Gene Ontology annotation, biological process: actin filament organization; endocytosis; vesicle transport along actin filament. Lineage: Eukaryota; Metazoa; Arthropoda; Copepoda; Harpacticoida; Harpacticidae. Gene Ontology annotation, cellular component: cytoplasm; actin cytoskeleton; endocytic vesicle.
UUCCCGAUUUGGCAAGUUCAUCGAAAUCCAUUUUGACUCUCAAUGUCGUGUUGUCGGUGGUUACAUCUCCCACUAUUUGCUCGAGAGAGCACGGGUGACGAGUCAAGCCAGUGAGGAGAGGAACUAUCAUAUCUUUUAUCAGUUGUGCGCCGGAGCUCCCGCUGAUUUGUAUAAAAAGCUUCACUUGCACUCUCCCGACCACUUUCACUAUCUCCGACAAGGAUGUACGCAAUAUUUUAGCGCCAAAAGUGAUGAAGCUCGAAUUCCAAGUGAACGCAAGUCUAAGGCUCAUUUGCAACAAGGUGCCCUUGUUGAUCCUAUUCGAAAUGAUGCCAAAGAUUUUCUACAAGUGGAUGCGGAUUUAGAAAAAGUAGGCAUGGACACCCAUGUACGACAACAAGUAUACUCCACCAUUGCCACGGUGCUGCAUCUAGGCAACAUUGAGUUUGAAGAUGAUCCGGAUGACAAUCGAGGCGGGUGCAGAGUGACCGAUGACUCUGAGGAAUCCCUCCAAGUGGUGGCCUCUCUCAUGGGUUUGGAUGCGGAUGAGUUGCGGCGUUCUUUGACGGCAAGUGUAAUGCAAGCUGCCAAAGGAGGCUAUAAAGGCACCGUUAUCAUGGUCCCACUGAAGGUUCAUGAAGCUACCAACGCCCGAGAUGCCUUGGCCAAGGCCAUCUAUAGCAGCCUGUUUGACUUCAUUGUGAAGCAAAUCAAUGACAGCAUCCCGUUCGAGCAAUCUUCCUACUACAUUGGCGUGCUCGACAUAGCUGGCUUUGAGUACUUCACCGUCAACAGCUUUGAGCAAUUCUGCAUCAACUAUUGCAAUGAGAAACUCCAGCAGUUUUUCAAUCAGCGAAUCCUCAAGGAUGAGCAAGAGCUUUACGAACGAGAAGGAUUGGGAGUGAAGCGGAUCAGCUUUGUGGACAACCAAGAUUGCAUUGAUCUCAUCGAAGCCAAAGGCAAUGGGAUAUUCAGUUUACUGGAUGAGGAAUCGAAAUUGCCCAAACCCAGUCCCCAGCAUUUCGCAUCCGCCGUGCACGAGCACAAUGGGUCCCAUUUCCGCUUGGCCUUGCCCCGAAAGUCCAAGUUGCGAGAACACCGCGAGAUUCGUGACGACGAUGGGUUCAUUAUUCGCCAUUUCGCCGGAGCAGUGUGCUAUCAGACCGCGCAAUUCAUCGAGAAAAACAAUGAUGCUCUGCACGCUUCUUUGGCCGCUUUAGUCCAAGAAUGCCAGAAUGCCUUCACCCAGAGCCUAUUUGCGACGGGCGACAAGAAGAGUGCGCCCAAAGGCAAGCUGACCUUCAUCUCGGUUGGGUCCAAGUUUCAGACGCAAUUGGCCUCGCUCAUGGAAAAGCUCGAAUCCACGGGGACCAGCUUCAUUCGAUGCAUCAAGCCCAACGUGAAGAUGGUGGCUCGCACCUUUGAAGGCGGCUCGAUCCUGUCUCAGCUCCAAUGUGCGGGCAUGACGAGUGUGCUCGAGCUCAUGCAACAGGGCUACCCGUCCCGGACGCAAUUUUCCGAGCUUUACUCCAUGUACAAGAAGUAUAUGCCGCCCAAAUUGGCCCGAUUGGACCCUCGGCUGUUUUGCAAGGCACUCUUCAAAGCAUUGGGAUUGGAUGAUAACGACUUCAAGUUUGGAUUGACCAAGGUGUUCUUUCGCCCGGGGAAGUUCGCCGAGUUCGACCAAAUGAUGAAGGCCGACCCCAAGCACCUCCAACGUCUCAUCGAGAAAGUCUACCACUGGAUCCUGUGCAGUCAAUGGAAGAAGGCCCAAUGGGGCGCCUUGUCUGUGAUCAAACUGAAGAAUAAGAUCAUUUAUCGUCGGGAGGCUUUGGUGGUGAUUCAAAAAUACGCUCGGAUGCAUUUGGCCAAAAAGAGACAUGCCCCGAGGUUCAAAGCCAUCAAGCGACUCCGCAAGCUCGUGGAACAAAUCACGCAAAUCGAAAAGAUGAGCCAAAAUCUGACCAAGGAUCAAGCGGCCGUGAAGCAAAAUGCCCAAGAGCUCAACAAGGAACUCCAGGCAGAGAUUGGUUGGGUGCGGGCCACGUUCCCAGUCAAGACCAGCGUUCUGGAUGCCCGCUACCAGCUGCUCGUGGACAAGAUCUAUGGUGCGAUUGAUUCGGCUCAGAAUAAGAUCAAGGACCAGAAGAUUGCCGAAGAGCAAGAAAGAAUGAAGAAGCUCCAACGGGAGAUGGAGGCUGAAAAACAACGGAAGGUGGACGAGGAAAAGAGACGAGCUCAAACUGAGCAGGAGAAGAAACUAAAGGCCGAGAUGGAAGCUAAAAGGAAGGUGGAAGAUGCUGCAAUGCAAAGAAAGUUGGCAGAUAAAGCAGAGAAAGUAAACGAAGAAGCUCCUACUCAGAAGUUUGAUUUAUCAAAGUGGAAGUACAUCGAAAUCCGUGAUUCAAUGAAUACGUCGUGUGAUAUUGAGCUCUUAUAUGCUUGCCGAACAGAGAUUUUUAGGCGGUUAAGAGUAUACCGGGAGUGGAAAUAUGACAACGCGAAAACGUCACCUGGAUCUAAAAAAAUAUAUCAUGUGCCCCCAUGUAUCCUAGAGGAAGUUGAAAAAUUUAAGCAAGCCAAUAUCUCUACCUUGGACCAAACUGUUAACACCACUCAACGUUAUUUUCGGCUGGAUUUUCCACGUCAUGUUGAAAAUUCGAAUGGUUCUUCAGAACCACUUGAGCCCGGCCGAUGGUAUGCCCACUUUGAUGGAAACUGGAUUGCCCGCCAAAUGGAAGUGUUUCCAGACGAAAAUCCAACCCUAUUGAUGGCUGGAAAAGAUGACAAUCGAAUGUGCGGAUUUCACCUUGAAGAGACGGGGUUGACUCGUCAAAAGGGCGCAGAAAUCUUACAAAAGUCGUUUGAGAAACGAUGGGCAAAAUAUGGAGGUCCGCUUUAUACCCCAAUUUACCACCGGAAAGGCCUCGUCAUAAAAUGAAGCAAAAUGGACCAUUACAUUCCUUGAUUGGGACUUCCAUUCAAACAAAAAGCAAAGAAGAUGAUAAAGGUGCCUAAGCCAGGGUGUUUAAAUCAAGGGCGGCAGCGUCGUCGAUUGAUAGAGACGGUAGGGUGAAAAUGGAUGUUUUUGCUCCACUCAGUCGAAUCCAUUUUUCUUCAUAUUUUCCAGUUAAUUGGACUCAAGCUCACAAGGAUAGCCUAUGUCAGAUUUCAUCUCAAAUUGAAUCGCAGUCUUAGGGAAGCUUUACACCAGGAUGGAAAACAGAUAUUGAAUCCGGUUUGAGGUUUGAAGUUGGGGUAGUGCUGGGGAGAGUUCGGCAAAAGAUUUGAGUCAAGCAGAAGACUCCAGUCUUUCACUGUAUACUUAUGUAGAACAAAAAGACUCAUACACCAAAAACUCGCCCCAACACUAGUCCUUCUUCCAUCCCCAAACCGGAUUCAAUCUCUGUUUUCCAUCCUAGUGUAAAGCCGCCCUUAGGGUGGCUUUACAUUGCGAUGGAAAACCAGGAUUGAAUCCGGUUUGAGGAUGGAAGUGGGACCAGUGCUGGAGCGAGUCCAGCAGAGGGCUCGAGUCUUUCACAGUACUCAAGUCGAACGAAAAGACUCAUAUUGCUAAUAUUACCAAACCAAAGAAUGAUUUUUUUUUCACAAAUCCGGACUUGAGUCUUUGGAAAGGACUCGGACUCGAGUCUGGACUCGCCUCAGCACUAGUCCUACUUCCUUCCUCAAAUCGGAUUCAAUCCUGGUUUUCCAUCCCAGUGUAAAGCCGCCCUUACAAUUGCAACAAUCUGAUUGGAUCACGAUAAGGACAAACAUUGUUAAGAAUUAUGCAUUGCUAAAUUUGAAUUUCUUUCCCCAUUGCUACCUUUGUUUUCCGUUCUUGGGCCCUAUUUUUUUAUCUUUUUUCGAGUUCACCGCCUUUCAUACAAUGGAGUUUGUUAGUAUUUAGCUUGCUCGGUUAUUCAUGAACGGAGAUUAAAAAAUUGGUCAAAGCCCCCAGAUAA